Guillardia theta CCMP2712 is the source of this 1584-nucleotide messenger RNA. RefSeq lists its product as hypothetical. The coding region runs from base 1 to 1584 and encodes 527 amino acids. Lineage: Eukaryota; Cryptophyceae; Pyrenomonadales; Geminigeraceae. The transcript has 16 exons. The record is from RefSeq and is a predicted model, not a curated record.
AUGUCUCGCAGCUCGAUCCUCCUCACCGCGUUGGACACGCUCGUGCCUCCUCCCGCUGACCCUCCAGCCCUUUCCGACUGGCAAACACACUCAACAAUGAGCCGGCAUGCUCGUCCAGCUACCGGCCAGGAGAGCUGUCUGGUUGGCCCAGGCUGUGAAAGUUCUGAUCCUUCUUGCUCUGCUCGUGGCGGCCAUGCAGGCAUUGCGCUCAAACUUCGGCACAUCUGCGGGCUCAGCAUAGCAUUGCAGGCCCUCGGUGUGUGUGAGGGGUUCGCUGUUGGGGCGUCGCCUGUCGCUUGUAAGAUUCAUCCGCCACGAGAGAUCGAUGGUCGGCCGUUGUUUACUGACACAAGCUCGGGUUUCAACCCAGUGAAAGCAAGUGAUUUCAUCAAGACCUACUGGCAGAAACAUCCCGUGCUGCUGCGAAAUGCCUUCCGAUUCGAGUCCCCCGUUUCCCCAGACGAGCUCGCCGGCCUGGCUUGUGAGAAGGAGAUUUUCUCCAGGAUCGUCAUCGAGUGGGGGGCGCUGAAAGGUAAAGGAGCUCCGCCAGACAAGCCUUCGUGGGAGAUGCUGAUGGGCCCUUUCGAGGAGGAGACCUUUGCGAGCCUUCCCGAGAGCCACUACACGUUGCUGGUCCAGGAAGUGAGCAAGCAUGUCCCCGAGGUAGCAGAGUUGGGGAGCAAGUUUCAGUUCAUCCCUAGCUGGAGGAUGGACGAUGUCAUGAUCUCCUACGCAGCGGAGGGAGGUGGGGUUGGCCCGCAUGUCGACAACUACGAUGUUUUCCUGCUCCAAGGGAAAGGGAAGAGAAGAUGGAGCAUAUCGGCAAAGACUCUUGCUCCCAAGGACGAGGUCCUGAAGGCUGGGCUGAACCUUCGGAUCCUCGAAGGCACUUUUGUCAAGGAUGAAGAAUGGAUCCUCGAGCCUGGUGGGCAUGGACUGCGACUUGAUCCGUCGAUUGACCCUGUUCCGAACCAUCAGGCGACAUCCUCUACCUGCCUCCAAGGACAUUGGGGAGUGUCCAUGGAUGAUGAGUGCAUGACGUACUCCAUCGGCUUCCGAGCACCGAACAUCCAGGACUUGGUCACGGAGUACUCUGCUCAUGUCUCAGAUCUCUUGGACCCUGAUGAGUUCUAUCAAGAUCCUCACCUCAAACCGCCAGGAGCAGACGCUGCGCGCAUCGAUGAAGAAUCUGUCUCGGAUCUGUGGAGGCAAGUCGUUGGAGCGUUCUUUGGAGAGGAUGCGGACAAAUUCCCUCGUUCUUCUUCUGGCGAAGAGAAGUUCAAGAGGUGGCUCGGGGGAUACCUAACUCAACCAAUGAGGAUGCACGACGGAGGGGAGCCGGAGCAGAUCGAUAGGGAGGAAGCGGUGGCCAUUGUCGACGAUCUUCUCAGCGGCAACGAGGCCUGCCUGUUUCAAACUGAAGGGAUGAAGUUUGUCUGGCUCGCCCUUAGUGACGGAGUCAGCAUCUCCGCCAACGGGAAGAGCUGGGAGCUCCAGGUGGAUGGGCAGUUGUCGCAAAAGGAUUUGGGGAAUGUCAUCGAGGACCUCAUCGAAGAAGGGUUGCUGUAUUGCCCUGAGAUGUAA